GGCGGAAAUCCAGCACAGGGACGCAACGUACGCGCAUAAGUAAAUAAAUAUACAUAUAAGUACACCAAAAAGUAAAGGCUUAUAUAUUUUUUCCAAAUUCAUUGCUAUUCAGUUGAAUUUCACAAUUUUUACGUUGAUUGCGCUCGUCCUCUUUUUACCCAAACAAGGGUUAAUGCCCAAUUUUUAUUUGUGCCUAUUUUGGAAUAACCCCUGGUUCACCAGAUAAGGGCUCAUGUUCAUCUCGACAAAAAGGAUUGCUCGAAAAUGGAUUCAGCGAAAAUUCACUUAGAAAUAAAUGCGGGGAAGUGUAUUUAUGAUGGCAAGACAGUGAAGCCCGAUAACCGAAAGGGCAAACUUGUCCUUUAUAAGAUCUGCGACAAUCUGUACAACUUCCAGUGGAUCAACAGGGAAAAUAACAAAGUUGAGGACAAUUUAAUUUUAACCAAAAGCAUAUCCCUCGAAAGAGUUGAGCAGUGCAAAACUGGGCGGGUGUAUCUCCUCAGGAACAAAUUGAGAGGAGAGGUGUCCUUUUAUUGGAUGCAGGACUAUGACGAUUCGAAGGAUGAGGUGUUCGUGAAGAAAUUCAACUCCAUCAUAGCAAACGAUUUGUCCAAAGAUAUUGGGAGCAAAAGGAGGUAUAACCCAAAUGACUACUCGUCUGGGCUGUCAGACUUGCUAUUUGCGCACAACAGAAAUUUGCAGGGCGUCGACUCGAAGAAGGCGGUCUCCUUUAAGGACUUCUUUGUGAGCGAACAUUUUUCCAAACUGCUCGAAAUAUCGGAGGCCUACGAGGAACUGAAAAUGCACAUGCCGGCUGGGUAUCAGGGCAAGAACGACAUCAUGGACUUAAUCAAUACCAGAGCUUUGAACCCCAACUUGAAGUCGCUCGACAUGUCCCUGCCCUCCCACCUGAAUUUCAUCUUGAUGUCCCUGAACUUACCCCCACCAGAAGGCAACAUCAGCGACCCAAUGGAGUACUUAGUUGAAGCGUUGGAAAAUAAAUAUAAAAAGGAAGAAAACAACUGA
Plasmodium vivax (malaria parasite P. vivax) is the source of this 1026-nucleotide messenger RNA. RefSeq lists its product as hypothetical. The record is from RefSeq and is a predicted model, not a curated record. Gene Ontology annotation, molecular function: proteasome binding; endopeptidase activator activity; ubiquitin binding. Lineage: Eukaryota; Apicomplexa; Aconoidasida; Haemosporida; Plasmodiidae. Gene Ontology annotation, biological process: ubiquitin-dependent protein catabolic process. The transcript is spliced from 11 exons. Bases 265 to 1026 code for a protein of 253 amino acids. Gene Ontology annotation, cellular component: nucleus; proteasome regulatory particle, lid subcomplex; cytoplasm.